AAGCGAGCAGGUUGUGGCCGUAGCCGAGCAGGUCGGCGACAUGUAUGCGGCUCACCUCGACGGCCCUGCAGGGCGCCGUUCUACAAACGGCGACCUGACGAGAGUCCUCCGAGUUUUGUGUGUUACGGAUCGUGUAGCUAAUAUAGCGUGCUAGUAGACCACUAUUUUUCCCUCACUCAUUCCCUCCGUAACUAGGAAUAUACAGAUACACGCAUACACACGCACGUACACACACGUACAGACAAACGCACGCGCGCGAGAAACGGAGCUUUGCAAGCUCAGAGCAUUGCUAAAGGAAAAGAACUACGCGGUCAACCUGCUGACCAACUAUGGAAACGCCUCCUCCUGCUUACCACUAUACCUGCCAUAAAGCAGGUUAUGCAUGCUGGGUCAGGAAAGAGAGAGUCAGUUAUACCGACGCCGUCCUACCAUUCGCGUCACUCAUUUGCCUUCGAACGAAACGAACCUAAGUUUCGCGAUAAAUUCAUUUUAUUCGAGUAGAUACCACCCUCGACCCGCUCGACCUUUCUGCCUACCAACUCGUCUUUUUUUACAUUUUUUUUGGGGCAACUUAUCGUUCGACCUAAAGUCGUCUCUAACUGUGCACAGUUAUCGUUCUUUAUCACUCCGUCACGUGUGACGUAGAUUCUUGGUAAAUUUUCUUCCUCUUCGAAUACAUUUUUCUUUUUCUCUGUCUGUCUGUCUGUCUGUCCGUCUGUCUGUCUAUUUGUCUGUCUGUCUGUCUGUCCGUCCGUCUUUCUCUCUCUCUCUCUCUCUUUUUCCCAUCUUUCUAUUCCCUUUUCGUGAUCGGUGAUUACUUAGAACGAUCCUGGUUCAUUUAUCUUAUCUAUCAUUGAGGAACUCCACGUGACACUGUUCUUUUCGAUAAGUAAGAACGAUAAUUAGAACGAUGUUCUUGUCUUGUCAUCUUGUUUUGGUGAAAAAAUUUGGUUUAGUCAUUGUCGACAGAGUUUAAAUAAAUGAUUAAGAGUAAUUAGGUGCGGGAAAGGAAAGUCGAUUGGACACGUUAGAAUCAGAAACAAUGUUAAAAUCAAGUUCGGCUUCUCAGCAUCUUUGUGAAACGUCCCUAGAGAAGGUUUUUGAGUAGGAUUUUGUUGAAUUUUUUAUGAAGUUUCUUGGUAAGAUUGUUUUUGGAUACAUUUAAGACACUAUACUUUAGUUGGUUAUUAAUUCUUAUAUUUUACAAGUUAAAUUUGCAUAAUUUACAUAUUUUUAAAACGAGUUUCUUUUUUUUCAAAGGAAGAGAAAACGAUUAUCUUUUAAAAAAAUAACUAUCUUCAGAGCUGAAUCUUUUUUGAUAAGGUCGGUAAAAAGAGAACGACCUUUAUUUCAAUUUUUAAAAAAGUAUUUCCAUCGAAAGGGAGUCAAAGAGACAAAUUUGAUAGGUUCUUUAUUUAACCCAGUUUUCGUCUUUAUUUAUAUUCCUUUGACGAGGCGUUAUCGAUGGGUCAGUUCCGAAGAAUCGACUGAACGCGGAAAGGAGGUUAGCGUGACAGUUCGACCAAAUCCUCUACGAUUUCGUAGUAUUGAACGGGCGCUAGUGGCGCUUCGGAGAAGCCGACAUCUCUCGGUUCCUUGUCAAAUUAUCAAGCUAAAUGAGAAUUUUGGCGGGAUUUUACAGAAUUUACGAAAUUAGGCGGGAAACGGAAUGAAAUCGUUAGUUAAGUCGAUUCAAGUUAUUUCAAAAGUGGCAGAGAUUCUUCCAAAGAUAGUUCGACCGCAUAAAUCAAAGAAAAAGGACGAUGAUCGAUUAAAACACAAUGUAUUAUCCUUUCAAACGAUUAAAAACGGAUCUUGACCAUUUUUUUCUUUUCUCUUUUCUUUGCAACGCAAUUAGCAGCGCGAAAGAAUCGAUACCGUCAUCCAUUUAGAAGAAAUUAUCGUACAAAAACAUUUUCCUUCACAUUUUCCUUUAUCCUUAAAAUCAUAUCGUAACGAUUUGAACAACGCGGCAUCUUUCCUAUCCCCCAUCAUACGGGAUUUUCUGGAACUAAAGAGGUUUAACGAAGGGGUGUCAAAGGGGUGACUUUUCGUUAUCCAACUAGGGAUGGAUCGGACGAAUAGGGAGGGGCAUAACGAAGGGAGAUACAUGUUCAAUAUGAAUGGAAGCAUCCAUUCUUGUAAAUGGAAAUCAAGUAGUAUAACGGGAUAAAAGCUUUAUCUAAGGUCGAAAUAAAGUUUAAUGGGAAUGUUAUGUAGGUCGACCGUUUCCCGCUUAUUCGGGACAAUCUCAUCAUCACUGACCUAGCGAACGCGCCACGCUGAGCUAUUUCUAACGCAGACGCUCUGUCUGGCCAGUACGUCCCUUCACCACUGUUUGGAACAUCCCACCGACUCGCUUUCUCUCUCUCUCUCUCUCUCUCAUAUAUAACACAUACACAUGCACGGACAUAUUUGAUACGCUAUCUCUCUCUUUCGUACGAGGUGACUCAGUGCUGCCACCAGGCGCUUCCUUCAAAAAUUAGGAACAUGGCUGCCAGGGAAUGGAGGGAGCGGCCAGUGAUGGUUGAUCGUGGUGCGAAAUUGAACGUUUCUAAAAGUCCGAGUAAACUACCAUUGUCCCUUGCAUAUUUUAUCGUGAAUGAUGUCGCAUCUAGAAAUAUUCGUGGUUCGUUGCUGGUAGUGUCAUUUAGUAAAAAGGUCGGUGUUCCGUUCAAGGACGCGACGAAACUGGAUAACUCGAAUUGAGACGAUCGAGCAGUUUGCCCGUUUCCUAAAAUUCUCAUUGAUUUGUCCAGUUGAGUUUAACAAUUCGAACGUGUCGAGAUUUAUCUCGAUCAUGUUAAUGUCUCGUGAUAGAAGGAAGGAUAAGUCGUUGAAGGAGGCCGGUAAACUCCUGCUAAUAGCAACGUAGAGUCACGCGUCUUUUGCGCCACCCAGCGGUUUUUUCCUAAAUCAGAGCAAAGGUUUAGCCUGUUAGCGGCCUGGUUGCGCUGCCCUCGUCGCGGAGUGAGUCGGCGUGAUCGCAACCGCGAAGAAAGAUCCAUCGUGUAAGGUCACACCGUGCUAACCUCUUCCACGCGUUUCUACUCUUAUCUCCCCUUUUCAUAUUCCCUCUUUCAGUACUAUUCUUUCUUUUGCAUUCUUUCCUUUUUCCAUCUUUCGUAUCGAACAAUUUUUUGCUUCGUCCUGUACGAAUUCGAUCGGAGAAAGAGAAAGAGAAAGAGAAAGAGAAAGAGAAAGAGAAAGGAAGAGAGAGAGAGAGAGAGAGAGAGAGAAAGGGAAAGAUAGAUCGAAAGGAGAAUGGGAUAGGGGAAGUAAUUAAUAAGAGGCGAGGGUGGAAAAGAAAAAGCGUCGUGUAUGAGGCCGAGGAAGGGAAGGUACCGGGUCGGGACCCGGUGGGUCGCGUUGUUUUUUGGGUGUUACUCGAGCGUGCUGUCGCAGAAGAUAGGAGUACGAGGAGAAGAGGAAGUUAAGGAGGAAGAGGAAGAAGAGAGAGGCGGUGGAGAAGGAAGAGAAGAAAGAAGAAGAGGUGGAGGAGGUGGAGGAAGAGGAAAAGGAGGUGGUGGAAGGAUUAAGAGGAAAGGAAGAAGAGGAUUUGUAAGUGGAAGAGAUAGGGGAAGAGGAAAAAGGCUCGUUAGACGAGACACCGAUAAGUGGAAGAAUAAAGGAUAAUAAUAGGAAGGAAGGAAGGAAGGAAGGAAGGAAGGAAGGAAGAAAGACAAGAGGAGAGGAAGAGGAGGAGGAGGAGAAGGAGGAGGUGGAGGUGGAGGUGGAGGAGAGUAGAGGAGGAGUUUACGGCUUUGAAUCGAGGAUUUGAAUGGGUGGGCCAGGAGCCGGUAGGGUAACAGGGCACGAGCUAAACGCGGUGCCAAAGAGCAACGUCGGUCACGGGGAUCGGAUCCUCGUAAUCGGCGAGCCACCAGCACCAGGCUGUCCUUGUCAUUCGGCUUGUCCGGCUCGCGGUCUAGCGCAAGGCGUCGUCUCCGCCCAAUCGCCGGCCUCGCCGCCGUCUCUCACCUCGCUUCACAUUGCCAACAACAACAAUUGUUCUAUCCUUAACGGGAACAACCGCAAUCGCAAUCGCAACCGCAACCGCAACAGCAAUACCAACAACAACAAGGACGAUUCGUCGAACGUUGUACCCAACGGUAGCAGUAUCAAUACCACCACAAAAGCUAAGGCAGCAGCUGCCAUGUCCUCACCACCGAAACAUCGCAGGGGCUUCGACCCUAACGAUGCUAAUGUCAACGAUUAUCGCCGCUAUCGUCGCGUUAAGACGAAACAGCGAUCGCUGCCGAAACUCAGCAGCCAGGACGAGGAUGGGCCGAACCCUCACACCCAAUACACAGGCGUCACGCACUUCGAGCCCAUACCGCACGAUCAUGACUUUUGUGAGAGGGUCGUCAUCAACGUGAGUGGAUUACGGUUUGAGACACAACUGCGCACGCUAAACCAGUUUCCGGACACGCUGCUUGGCGAUCCGGCAAGGCGGCUUCGAUAUUUCGAUCCGCUUCGCAACGAAUACUUCUUCGACCGGAAUCGGCCUUCCUUCGAUGCGAUACUUUAUUACUAUCAAAGCGGUGGUCGACUUCGCCGGCCAGUCAACGUUCCCCUCGAUGUUUUCUCCGAGGAGAUCAAAUUUUACGAACUGGGCGAGCUUGCCACCAACAAGUUCAGGGAGGACGAGGGCUUCAUCAAAGAGGAGGAGAAGCCGCUGCCGUCGCACGAGUUCCAGAAGAAGGUCUGGUUGCUGUUCGAGUACCCGGAGAGCUCUCAGGGAGCCCGGGUGGUCGCCAUAAUCUCCGUGUUCGUGAUUCUCCUCUCGAUCGUAAUCUUCUGCCUAGAGACCCUGCCAGAGUUUAAGCAUUAUAAGGUCUUUAACACGACGACGAACGGCACGAAGAUCGAGGAGGACGAAGUGCCGGACAUAACGGACCCGUUCUUCCUAAUAGAGACUAUUUGUAUCAUCUGGUUCACGUUCGAGUUAUCGGUGCGCUUCCUCGCCUGUCCAAAUAAAUUUAACUUCUUCCGUGACGUAAUGAACAUCAUCGACAUCAUCGCGAUCAUUCCUUACUUCAUCACCCUCGCCACGGUAGUGGCCGAGGAAGAGGACACGCUUAAUCUACCAAAGGCACCGGUUAGCCCUCAGGACAAGAGCACGAAUCAAGCGAUGUCCCUGGCGAUUCUAAGAGUCAUCAGGCUCGUCAGGGUGUUCCGGAUAUUCAAGCUGUCCAGGCACAGUAAAGGCCUCCAGAUACUUGGCCGUACUCUGAAGGCCUCUAUGAGGGAGCUCGGUCUGCUCAUCUUUUUCCUUUUUAUCGGUGUGGUGCUCUUCUCGUCGGCGGUGUACUUUGCGGAGGUGGGCAAGCACAACAGCCAGUUCAAAUCGAUACCGGACGCGUUCUGGUGGGCGGUGGUCACGAUGACGACCGUGGGCUACGGGGACAUGAGGCCCGUGGGAGUCUGGGGGAAAAUCGUGGGUUCCCUUUGUGCGAUCGCGGGUGUCUUGACGAUCGCGUUACCCGUCCCCGUCAUCGUCUCCAACUUCAACUACUUCUAUCACCGUGAGACUGACCAGGAAGAGAUGCAGUCACAAAACUUCAAUCACGUGACUAGCUGUCCGUAUCUCCCUGGCACGCUAGGUCAGCAUAUGAAGAAGAGCUCGAUGUCGGAGUCGUCGUCGGAUAUAAUGGAGCUGGAAGAAGGCAUUCUGCUGACGCAUCCAGAAAUAACGAAGAAGCCCAACUGCAACCCUCGCCACAAUAAUAAUAUUAAUCCAGCCUGCAUGAGCAUCGAGACUGACGUCUGACUACUAGUGAAGGAGACGGUGGCAGCGUGGUGGCCGGUGUUGGGACAGUUGUCAAAGAGCAGCUGUAACUCCCUACGGUGCCUAACGUAGACCUCCUUCAUACACACACACAAAAAAAAAAAAAACAAAAAUCCGUCGUGUCGCGCGCAUGCGCGCAGGCGAACACGCGGACGUGUUGCGCAGCGCGCGUGGCGCGCUCGACGUUCGGUCGUGCGCACGCGCGUGCGGUCCGUGUCCAGUCUGUCAAUACGAGGGGUGCUUCCAGUCCAAUUGCCAUUGAGAAGAGAAACGAAAGAAUAAAACGAUAAAUGUAAAGGAAAUAGGAAGAAGAUAAGAGGUGAAUGAAGAGCAAAAAAGAAAAGAAAAGAAAAGAAAGGAGACGAGACCAGACACGACGAGACGAAACGAAACGAAACGGAAAGAGAAAAGAAGAGGAGAUACGAAACGAAAGGAGAGACGAGACGAGAGGAGACGAGAAGAGAAGAGGAGCGGAGAGGAGCGGAGAGGAGAGAAGAGGAGAACGGAUCAAGGAUCAAGGAUCAAGGAUCAAGGAAUCGUUUGACGACCGAUCGGUACGACAGCGAGCGGCUUCUUCUUCCGUGCGAAGCGAAGUGUGGAAGACGACGACGUGUUCAGGGUAAGAAGAGGAGGACGCUGAGAUAGUGUACAUCAUCGUCUGAGAAUUUAAGAGGAAAAAAGUACGGAGGGAAGAGGGGAGGAAAUUUUGCGUGGUGAAAUAUAGAAAGAAAGGAGAUAGACAGAUAAGAUAAAUAGGCGAGAAUAGAUAAGGAUAGAGAGAGUUGUCUGUGUCCGUGAAUGAAUGUAUGAAUGUAUACGUGAGAGAGAGAGAGAGAGAGAGAGAGAGAGAGAGGGAGAGAGAGAGAGAGUGACAGAGGGAGAGAUAGAGAGGGAGAGAAAGAGAAAGACAGCCGCUUAAAAAGUGUCACGUAACUCGUCAUCAGGCACGUCGGACGAAAGCAUUCCUCGCGCGUGAAUCCACCCCUCACACCACCGACUCCAGUGUUCAAAAUAAAAAAAAAAAGAAAAAAAGAAAAAAAAGAAGGAAGGAAAGAUAAAAGGAAUUAUAACGAGGGAGAGAAAAGACAUAGAUAAGAGAACGAAAGGCGACGGAAAAGGACCGUUAGAACACAAAAUUUUCUUGCCUGCCUAUCCUUUUUCCCCCUUCGAGCGUCUCCGCCAAAACAGCGUCCGAUGAUAUAUGGGGAGAGGCACGGAGAGGGGUAGGAGGACGGCUACGGACCACGGGAAUUAUAUCGAAUAAAUGCUAAUUGAUUAUUGUCGAAUAUAAUAAUUAAUUGGCCGAUUUGACGCAUGGCCGAGGUACGUUAAAAUACGUUUUAUCGAUUAAGUAAGGGUGGACUGGCUAAACGGAGAUUCGAGUGCGGCUGUGGAAAGAGAGGACGUAAAAGGGAGAAAGAAAGUUUGAGUGAAUGAAAGAAAAGGAUAAAAGAGGAAAGAAAGAGGGGGAGAGAAAGAGUGGGAGGGAAAGAGAGAGAGAGAAAGAAUUAAUCGUAGAUUCGACAAGGAAAAAGAAAAAGAAAAAAAGAAAAAACGGGCAAAAUAAUUCUAGGGGCAGUGUGUCUAGCGGUGGAAAAACCGUUUUACUCGUUUCUCCUUAUUUUUUAUUGAGAGUGACAAAUUCGAAGUACAAGUUCUUCGGGUAUAUCGAUUCGAUUAAUCGCGAUAAAACGUUCCGAAUGUAAUUUCGUUUCUUCGACGGCGAUACUGCAUACGUUCGUUCAUCCAUAAUAGAUUAAUAUAAAACAUAGUAAACGAUCGCAGACGUCGAAAACUAUAUGACUAAUUAACGUUUACGAAUGUGACACGUGAUACGAAACGUCUUAAAAAAAAAGAAUCGUAUGCAGUAUUGCAACGCGUUACCGAGUCCGAUCGGUGAUAUUAUUUGGUACGUGCGUAUCACAGAUCGAACGUCGUUCGACUAACUUUUAGACAAGUAAAUGGAACAAGACCGUGUGUCGAAAUUAUCUCGAAUGUAUGUAUUUUUGGUAUACCAAAAUCGACGAAUCGAUGCUUUCCAAAUUUCCGAUUGAAAUGCGUCUAGCAUAAUCGUUAAGACGUUGCUUCGUCGUAAGGAAUAUAUAAAAAGAAAAAAAAGAACAAAAGUGAUAACGAAUAAACGAACAAAGAAAAUACAAACGAAGGAAGGAAAAAGAAAAUAAAAGAAAUUAGCAAGGGGACGUUGUAAAAAGGGAAAAGAAGGAAAAGAGAGAGGAAAGAAGAAAAACAAACGAGAUAUUACUCUUGUUCGUGCGUGAGUCCCUAAUCGUUCGAUAUUUAUGCUAAAUCCAUAUUUAGAUAAUUAAGCGAUGGGAGAUCCACGGCAAAACGAUUUCGAUGAACCGAAAAAAAAAGCGAGCAAGAAUAAAGACGGGAGGGGAAUGAAGGAAUCCUACGAAAAAAAGGAAAAUGAAAAAAAAAUAAUACACGAUGCAAAGAAACGACGUUAUCUUCGACGUUUCGCUCUACUUUUUACGGCUCGAAAAAGGAAGUAACGUCGUGGAAUCGCGAUGACUGCCAUUUUACGAUUAUCCCGCGUAGAUCGUCCGAAUUCAGCCAAUCUCCGAUUACAGAUUACGAUGAUAACUAAGUAGUCCUAUUUUAAAUCCGGAUCCGCAUUUGCAACUCGUAUACCCUCGCGAGCUCUAUUUGCCUUCAUAAGAAAAAAAAAAAAAAAUUCAACGCCGGUACUAUCGAGCGGUCUGCCGUGACGUUUCACGCGCGCAAACUGCCAAAAACGAGACGAUAUCGAGAGACAGAAAGAGAGAGGGUCUAGGCACGAAGAAAAUUAUAAAAAGGAUAGGAAAGAGAACAGAGAUCCAAAGGGUGGAUCUGUUAUUUAGGGAAAAGUGUAACGUUGUUGAAAUUAACGAAUAAAGGAUUAAGAUUUGCAAGGAAAAGGAACGUGACACACAGUGUAUAUUGCAGGUGACACGUUCGAUUAGGGCAUACGAGAUUAAUAGUCGCGUUUCGAUUCCACGGAAAUCAUCGUACGAAUUUAAUUAAAAAAUUUAUUCGUACAUAACCGGAGGACUUUUUUCCGUCCUCGUGAUAUUUAGAAAACGAAGGAACGAACGAACGAACGAACGUACAAGCGAACGAAGCAAAAUAAAACAAAAAGAAUAAAAAUAAAACGAAAGGUCAGAUUUCGGUGGAUCAGAACGUGACUCGAGCAUCCCGCGCAUCGAUUCGAUGUCGAUGAGGAAGAGGAAGUCUGAAAAUUCCCAAAAAACAUUAGACCUACUUACCAGGCGAUUUAGCGGUUUAUCAAUUGUAGAUCCUUAGGAUUGAAUUGUAUUCGAGAGAUAUUCGAUCUUUCAUUAGACGAAGAAAGAUAUAGUACGCAUUUAUUCUUGGCGUUUAUCGAGGGAACGACGAAGGUGAGAAUGAAAAAGAGAGAAAGAGAUAAAAAAGAGAGAAAGGGAGAUAAAGAGAGAAUGAGGGAGAGUGUAAGAACGAGAAUGAAAUUACAUACUGUAAUGUAUGAGAGUGACAAGGAAAAAAGAGUGCACGAGUGGAUGAGAAUGAGAGAGAGAGAGAGAGAGAGAGAGAAAGAGAGAGAGAGAGAAAGAUGAACAAAUGAAGAAAAUAAGAACGAGAGCUAUAUAUAAACAGAUGUUUUAAGUUACGCGCUUUUAUUACGAUACUUGAACUUCUCGCCUCGCUGAUUUAGUCAAAACGAACAAAAAGUAUGAAACGCAUCAAACUAACAGCCUAGCUAAAACGCGAGAGAAAACGUGCUACGAAGGAUAUAAAUUUAUAAAUACUAAAUACCGUUAUCACAAACACUAUUACUAUUACUACUAUACUAUUACUACUAUUAUUAAUAUUACAACUAUUACUAUUAUUUAACACUAUUACUACUACUACUACUACUACUACUACUACUACUACUAUUACUACUACUACUACUAUUACUACUACUACUACUACUACUACUACUACUACUACUACACUACUACUACUACUACUACUACUACUACUACUACUACUACUACUACUACUACUACUACUACUACUACUACUACUACUACUACUACUACUACUACUACUACUACUACUACUACUACUACUACUACUACUACUACUACUACUACUACUACUACUACUACUACUACUACUACUACUACUACUACUACUACUACUACUACUACUA
Molecule: messenger RNA, 9968 nt
Organism: Vespula vulgaris
Lineage: Eukaryota; Metazoa; Arthropoda; Insecta; Hymenoptera; Vespidae
Gene: shaker
Product: potassium voltage-gated channel protein Shaker
Exons: 8
Coding region: 3782-5773 (663 amino acids)
Biological process (GO): potassium ion transmembrane transport; protein homooligomerization
Cellular component (GO): membrane; voltage-gated potassium channel complex
Molecular function (GO): delayed rectifier potassium channel activity; protein binding
Source: RefSeq, a predicted model, not a curated record